Molecule: messenger RNA, 1247 nt
Organism: Megalops cyprinoides (Indo-Pacific tarpon)
Lineage: Eukaryota; Metazoa; Chordata; Actinopteri; Elopiformes; Megalopidae
Gene: rfc5
Product: replication factor C (activator 1) 5
Exons: 11
Coding region: 125-1129 (334 amino acids)
Biological process (GO): DNA repair; DNA-templated DNA replication
Cellular component (GO): nucleus; DNA replication factor C complex
Molecular function (GO): DNA binding; ATP binding; DNA clamp loader activity
Source: RefSeq, a predicted model, not a curated record
GCAGUUUGUAGGGCACCAGGAUAGGCGUGUUUAUACGGUCGGCGCGGAUGUGGGAAAGCGCGCCAACAGAAGAAGCGAUUUUGUUUCAUAUGAUUAGCAAUAUUUUGGUCGGUUUCUGGAGGACAUGGCAUCUACAAGCAAAACGCCACUACAAUCAAGGAAUCUGCCUUGGGUUGAGAAAUACCGGCCACAAACUUUGGAUGACUUAAUCUCACAUAAAGACAUUCUGAGUACAAUUCAGAAAUUCAUCAGUGAAGAUCGAUUGCCUCAUCUCCUUUUCUAUGGGCCUCCUGGUACGGGAAAGACCUCUACCAUCCUGGCCUGUGCCAAACAGCUGUACAAGGAUAAAGAAUUUAAUUCCAUGGUCCUAGAGCUAAAUGCAUCAGACGACAGAGGCAUAGAUGUUGUGCGCGGGCCGAUCUUGAGUUUUGCCAGCACCAGGACCAUUUUCAAAAAAGGCUUCAAAUUGGUUAUACUGGAUGAAGCUGACGCCAUGACCCAGGAUGCCCAGAAUGCAUUGAGGAGAGUCAUUGAGAAGUUCACUGAGAACACCAGGUUUUGCCUGAUCUGUAACUACCUGUCCAAGAUCAUCCCGGCCCUGCAGUCACGAUGCACGCGGUUUCGCUUUGGUCCCCUUUCCCAGGAUCAGAUGAUCCCCAGGCUGGAGCACGUUAUAAAGCAGGAAAAUAUUGAUAUAACACCAGAUGGAAUGAAGGCCAUUGUGACAUUAUCCACUGGAGACAUGCGAAGAUCGUUGAACAUUUUACAGAGCACCACCAUGGCUUAUGGAAAAGUAACAGAAGAUACAGUCUACACUUGCACCGGCCAUCCCCUCAAAUCAGAUAUCGCUAACAUCCUAGACUGGGCCUUGAACAAGGAUUUCACCACAGCUUACAAUCAAAUCCUGCAGCUGAAGACCCUGAAGGGCUUGGCUCUGCAUGACAUUUUGACGGAAGUGCAUCUCCUCAUACACAGAGUGGACUUUCCACCAUCAAUUCGAAUGGGCUUGCUCAUCAAGUUGGCAGACAUUGAGUACAGGUUAGCUUCUGGAACAAGUGAGAAGAUUCAGCUGAGCUCCAUGGUUGCUGCUUUCCAGGCAGUCCGAGACAUGGUGGUCAGUGACACGUAGACUCUUUGUGCAGUUUCAUGACAAUUGCAAGGACUGCUUCAGCUUACGUGGGUCAGAGUACAGAAAACAAACUAAUUCUGUUAGCCUAUCCAACCAUAAAACAUACCCCUUUAUUAUG